GCGCCUGCGUGGCCGUCUCUGUUUCCGCCGGUCUGGCAGUGGCGGCGGCGGCGGCGGGGAAAGCAACAGUAGCAGCAGCAGCAGCAGCAGCAGCAGCGGGAGGAGGAGUGGUAGUGUUUGGAAGGGCAGCGAACCCGGCGAAGACCCAAACUAGGGGCGUGGAGGGAUGUGCGAACCUAGCAAGCAAGAUUUGGUGACUGUUUUCAAGCGGCUCCGCGCCAUUCCCACGAACAAGUUAUGUUUUGACUGUGGAGCAAAAAAUCCAAGCUGGGCAAGCAUAACAUAUGGCGUUUUCCUCUGUAUUGACUGCUCUGGGACUCAUCGCUCACUUGGAGUUCACUUGAGUUUCAUUCGAUCUACAGAAUUAGACUCAAACUGGUCAUGGUUUCAACUAAGGUGCAUGCAAGUUGGAGGCAAUGCAAAUGCUUCUGCAUUCUUUCAUCAGCAUGGUUGUGCCACAAAUGAUACCAACGCCAAGUAUAAUAGUCGUACUGCACAGCUCUACCGAGACAAGAUUAGAUCUCUUGCAGCUCAGGCCACACGGAAGUAUGGCACAGAUUUAUGGAUAGAUGGCUGCGGAGCCCCUCCUUUAUCACCUCAAGAGAAAGAAGAAGACUUCUUUGCAUCUCAUGGCUCUUCUCGGGUUGACUGGGAAUUAUCACAACAGGAAACAAUUAAUCCACAGGAGAAUUCUUCAGAAAAUAAUUCAGAAAGCAAAGAUGAAGAUCCAGAAGAUGGACCAAGCGUUGAUUACCUUAGUGUAUCACCUCAAGCUUCUUUAGCCAACAUGGAGAAGGUUAAUACUUCAGGCACGGCACCUAACAAAGAAGUCAGUUGUAUGAUGAAGAAGAAACCAAAUCAAGUAAAAAAGGGAAUUGGAGCUAAGAAAUGUGGUUUGGGGGCCCAGAAAAUGAGCAGCAAGAGUUUUAACGAGAUAGAAAAACAAGCACUGGCGGUAGAUAAAAUGAAGGAAGCUGGCACAACAACAGAGAAGGAAGAACCGUUGGUAUCAUCUUUACGACUGGCCUAUAAAGAUCUUGAAAUUCAGAUGAGGGAUGAAAAAUUAAAUAUGGCUGGUAAAAAGAAAACAGAGAUAGAAAGACUUGGCAUGGGAUUCAGUAAUAGUAGACGUGGUAUUUCCCAUUCAAUAAGUUCAGAUAUGCAGAUCAUACAACAAGAAACACCAACAAGCGCAAAACCAAGAAAAAAGUAUAAUGAUGAAGAUGAUUUGUAUUUUUCUUGCCCCAGUUCAAGAUAUUUUGAUUCGUCUGACUUGAGAAGUAGUGCUUUUUCUAAAUGGGAUGACAAUUCUGAUUCAUUCUGGAAGAAAGAAAGCAGCAGCAGCAGAGAUAUUGAUAUGAUUUUGUCUUCCAAGCCUACGAGCUAUUCAGAGAGGUCAUCGUCUCGUAGGAAACUAGAGCAUGAAAAAUCUGCAAACACAGAUGAAGCACAAAAGAAAUUUGGCAAUGCAAAAGCUAUUUCAUCAGAUAUGUACUUUGGAAAGCAAGACCAUGCUGAAUAUGAAGCCAGAGUUCGAUUAGAAAGGCUUUCCGGAAAUGCUGCUAUAAGUUCAGCUGAUUUGUUUGAAGAGCAAAAGAAACAGCCAUCAGGCAAUUAUAAUAUUUCAAAUGUCUUGCCUGGUGCUCCUGAUAUGACUCAGUUUAAACAAGGAGUGAAGUCUGUUGCUGGAAGGCUUUCUGUCCUGGCAAAUGGAGUCAUGACUUCUAUUCAGGACCGCUAUGGUUCUUAACCAUUAUGUUUCAGGUGACUGGCUAUCUAGAAGAUU
Molecule: messenger RNA, 1786 nt
Organism: Crotalus tigris (Tiger rattlesnake)
Lineage: Eukaryota; Metazoa; Chordata; Lepidosauria; Squamata; Viperidae
Gene: ARFGAP3
Product: ADP ribosylation factor GTPase activating protein 3
Exons: 17
Coding region: 167-1750 (527 amino acids)
Biological process (GO): COPI coating of Golgi vesicle
Molecular function (GO): GTPase activator activity
Source: RefSeq, a predicted model, not a curated record